CACGGAGUGGUACGACCGACUGCGAAUGCUGUCUGCAGCCGUUUGGUCGGACGCUUUACCUGCUCAAGCACCGUCCACCUGGCAUGUAGCUCAUGCGCACAGAUAAUGUCAAGGUUGCAUACGUACUGUAGCCAUGUUGUUCCGUAUACCCGCGACGCUGCAGCCCUACCGGACUUCGCGUCAUCCUUCCAUACGUGGACGACGUCAGCUUCCGUCAUCCGUUCCUCGCCCCCAUUCCAUAUAAAUACUGCCUCUUCGCCUCUCUCCUUCCCUCGUGCCCCUCAAACCAUGUCUCUUUCUCAACCGCCUUCGGAUGAUUACUUCCAGUUCUACAGCGACGAUCCGGUGCUGCUAGAAGCAGCGGAGCAGUUCGAUCCUUCGGGCAAGACAUCGGGCGCCCCAACCUCGCCAGCAUUGGCCGCUAGCGACCCCGAUGUCAAACCAAGCUCGCCGGAUCCAUCUCCAACUCCUCGGCCCGGUACGAUCGGUGGGUCUCCCCGUUCCAAAGACGCAGCAAGCGGCGCCCGCGACAAGAUCGCCCCAAUUGACGCCACGGACGUCGUUGCUCAACCCCGGUCCCCCGGCGGCGGAGGGCUUGUCAGCAAGAGUCCCAAAGCGGCCGACGAGGGUGUGGAAGAUGACACGACCACGCCCACUGAGUGGGACAUCACGCCGGCGAAGGCUCUCCCGUUUGAAGACGCAGUCUUGUCGCAUGGUUUGCGACCUGUCACUCUCGAGGCUCUGUCCCGCGCUCAAAUCUUCGGGGAAUCGUUGGAAGGGCCUACUUGGUGGCUGGAUGGCGAACUGUUUGACAAGUUCGUUCUUGUCGUCAGAGUCAAACGCUGGGCUUACGCCGACGGCUCCAUCCACGCGGUCAUCGUGGACGACACCCGUCUCUUCCGUGCGAUGUGGGAUGACGACAGUUCCCUCCCAGCGUUGACUGACCCAGUUCCGAAGGUCGGCGAUCUGGUGAUGCUCACCGCGCGUAUCGGUUUCGGUCCACCCGGCGCCGGUUAUCCCUACGCUUCGCAUUACACCGCCCAGCAUUUCCUUCAUGUCGUCAUGCUCUCCGUCCACAUUCUUGCCCCCAGAUCCGAUGUCGCUCGUAUUACCGCCGACCUUCAAGCGUACGAACAUAUCACCGGCGUGUUUGACAUAUCCAACGCUUGCGCCGCAGAGACGAAGCGUCUCGACGUCAUCGAAGCAUUUCAAAUGCUCGAUGAUGACAUGCACAAAGCUGUCCCCGACCAUACCUCCUCUGUCGGCCGGGACAUCCAGCGGGCUGUUCACCGCGCGCCGCCCUCCGGCGCAUGCAAGAUUGCCGUCAAUAUUUCUCUCUUUCACCGGCUGACCUCUCGCAGCCAGCACGCCGUACGCCUUAACCAGAUUGUCGCGGACAUUGGGCCUCCCUUAACACGAGCGGCUCUAUUCGAUCCCGCCGCUAUCAACAAAGCCAUCCAGGGCUUGCUUACGCGCGAAGUGCUGUUCCAGUUCGACACCUACCACUCCGUCUCCUUUCGCCUCGCCAACCCGCAUUCGAUCUUCCGGGCAGCCCCUGGACGCCCGUCGCGCUCCGACCUCCAUUUCAGCAGUAGCUCGCCGAAGUCACAGGGGGGUUCGUAGAUGCCCGGGAGUAUACAGUAGAACGUUCCUUCUGUACCUCGUAAACGACUUCUCUGUCACGGGCUGACCGGUCGUCGAAAGUUCUCGUCUGGAUUCGCUCGAAAUGGAAAUGGCGGUUUGUGGCGCUUCCUUGCCCCAGACUUAGGGUUCAGUCUUCCUCUCAAUGAUCUGCGCAUGGUCGCCGUCUCCUUCCUCCCUCGGUCCCUGUCAUCCUCCGU
Messenger RNA from Fomitopsis serialis, 1841 nucleotides. RefSeq lists its product as uncharacterized. The record is from RefSeq and is a predicted model, not a curated record. Bases 106 to 1623 code for a protein of 505 amino acids. NCBI's taxonomy places the organism in Eukaryota, Fungi, Basidiomycota, Agaricomycetes, Polyporales, Fomitopsidaceae. The transcript is spliced from 11 exons.